Molecule: messenger RNA, 4294 nt
Organism: Marchantia polymorpha subsp. ruderalis
Lineage: Eukaryota; Viridiplantae; Streptophyta; Marchantiopsida; Marchantiales; Marchantiaceae
Source: the annotation of a GenBank genome assembly
CUCUCGCGCGGGAGUAAAGCUUGGUUGCCGUGCGCCCCUUCUGUCGCGUCGGGUUUGGAGCGGCUAGUAGAACUUUGAGCCCUGUCCUCGGCCUUGGCCUCGAUCGGGCGUUCUGACGGGCCGCUAUGAUGAUGCAUCUGGGACUGCGGUAGCAAGCAGGGGAAAUGGAACUCGGCAAUGCAUGAUCGAGGUUCUGAUUCUGGUGGUUUAGCGUCUUUGGCAUGUAAUUAUGCGCUGGUAGGUCUGGCGAAAUUUUAGCAGCAGGAAUAGGAGAUAUGAUUUGCCUCCGGAAAGGUUUUGAGGUGAUCCUCGUUUAGCUCUGGAGUAGCUAGGUCGAGAUAUCCUGGAGCUUCUGCCGCGAAAGAAGGAAAGGUUAUAAAAGAAGACGAAGGAAGGUAGUAGUGGAUUCCGCAGGUUUCGUGUCGAUUGUUGAAAGAUUGCUUCUUUGACAACACUUUCAUCGUUGGACGACUCUUUUCGGUGGCCCCUGCUACAACGGUUUAUGGAUUUCAUCGUCAAGGGUUUUCAUGCGCCAGCAGCUGCUGCGUGUAUGAAUGAGCUACAUUGAGAGUUUCUUGACCUAACGGCGGGCUCAGUCACGCUGGCCCCCGCACUGAAACUCUUUAUCGGAGGAAACAGGCUUCCUCCUUUGGAACACGGGACGACGAGUUUCAUCUCAGGGCUCUGUUUUGAAUCGUCAUGUCUUACGGUAUCAUCAGAGACGUGUAAAUCUUGGCGAAGUAGGUUAUGGUGAGCAUGUCCAACAUGGCGGGUGUCGUGUCAGCUGGCCGCACAGGAAUGCAACCUAAUGGGCAGCAUCUUGGAGUGACCGAGCCUAUCUCAACAGCUGGUCCUACUGAUCUAGACUUGAAGCAGACAAGUGAACUUGAGAAGUAUUUGGUCCAAGCUGGGUUGUACGAAAGUCAAGAGGAAGCAGUCCGUCGUGAGGAGGUUUUGGGGCGUCUUGACCAGAUCGUCAAAAUGUGGGUUAAGAAGAUCAGCAGAACGAAGGGCUUCAAUGAGCAGUUUGUGCAAGAGGCGAACGCCAAGAUUUUCACUUUCGGUUCUUAUCGGCUUGGGGUUCAUGGACCAGGAGCUGAUAUUGAUACGCUCUGUGUGGGCCCCUAUCAUGCAACUCGAGAGGAGGACUUCUUCUUGGAACUGCAUGCUAUACUCGCGGAGUUGCCGGAAGUGACUGAACUUCAUCCCGUCCCAGAUGCGCAUGUUCCUGUCAUGAAGUUCAAAUUCAACGACUUUUCAAUCGAUCUGUUAUACGCAAGGUUGUCGUUAUGGGUUAUUCCGGAGGACCUAGAUAUUUCACAGGAGUCUGUGUUAAGAAACGUUGAUGAACAGAGUGUACGCAGUUUGAAUGGUUGCCGAGUCACUGACCAAAUACUGCGAUUAGUCCCAAACAUUCAGCAUUUCCGCACGACCCUUCGAUGCCUAAAGUUCUGGGCUAAGAGGCGCGGUGUUUAUUCUAAUGUUACGGGAUUUCUUGGUGGUGUUAACUGGGCUUUACUUGUCGCCAGGAUAUGCCAAUUGUAUCCCAAUGCGGUGCCUAGCAUGCUAGUGUCACGCUUUUUCCGUGUCUACACACAGUGGAGAUGGCCCAACCCUGUCAUGCUGUGUGCAAUUGAUGAGGGCACCUUAGGUCUUCCAGUCUGGGACCCUCGCAAGAAUCCUCGCGAUCGCACCCACCAAAUGCCUAUCAUCACCCCUGCAUACCCCUGCAUGAAUUCUAGUUACAACGUUUCGACAAGCACUUUGCGAGUUAUGACCGAGGAGUUCAAGAGGGGAAACGAUAUUUGUGAGGGCAUGGAGAUUAAAAAUGCUGACUGGAGUAAACUUUUUGAAUUGAACCAAUUUUUUGACACAUACAAAAACUAUCUUCAAAUAGACGUUACUGCUGCCGACGACGAUGACCUUAGGAAGUGGAAAGGCUGGGUGGAGUCACGGUUGAGGCAGCUGACAUUGAAGAUUGAAAGGCAUACGUAUGGAAUGCUUCAGUGCCAUCCCCAUCCUACAGAUUUCGUCGACACAGAAAGAAAGGGUCGACAUUGCGCGUUUUUCACAGGCUUGCAAAGGAAACAAGGAAUCCCACAACAAGAAGGUCAGCAGUUCGACAUACGCAACACCGUAGAUGAAUUCCGACAUUCAGUGAAUAUGUACAUGUUGUGGAAACCUGGUAUGGAGAUACAUGUAUCCCAUGUUCGGAGAAAGCAGAUUCCGGCUUAUGUAUUUCCAAACGGCGUCCGACCAGAACGCAAUGGUGUGCGAGCUGAACGUCCGGAGCGUACAGGUGAUGUAGCAAAGAAACGUAAGCUUGACAAGUCUGACGAAGGAAACCGGACAAAUCUGACAAAGAAGCAGAGUGGUGAUGCUUUAGAUGGCAAGCCCAAAAGGACAUCUGACGAGUCCGGUAAGAAAGUUCUGGGCAGACCAACGCCCGAACAAGAUAUUGAAGAGAGGAGUGGGGAAGGAGCGCGGAAGAGGAAAGGCGAUAACUCUGUUGAUGGUAAGAAAGCCGUCGGGAGGUCCUCAUCAGACUCUCCUAGCCCACCUGCCUUUGGCAGGUCUUUCAGCGAGGGUGGUGCUAGCGACCUCCUUCGCUCCGCAGAGGAAGCUGCAUUGCAUGCUGUCACACACCCAGUCGAUAUGGAAGACAUUGUCGAGGGAACAACCGGGAUGCCCGAUAUGUCACCAGAUGGAAUUGGCUUUCCCAGCAAGGGCAUGGGAAGGCCUACAUCCAGCGGAGUUGACGAGUUGGAGAGGGCCGAAAGUCAAACGGGUGCAAGUAACUGGCAACUGUCGGAUGAGGAAGUUGCAUUUCACGCGUUUAUGAAUCCAGGGGAAGCAGAGGGUCGCUCUGGGGAAGGAGGAAGGAAGACGAUACCCGACAGGACAGGAGAUGACACAAGGGCGCACAAGAAGGGAACUACUAGACCUGUAUCAGGACGUCCAGGGAAUCCUGACAUGGAUCGGGCUGGCAGCAGGACCGUCGCAAAUGUGUGGUCGUCUCCAGCAGAGGCGGUAGGUCCAGAAGCAGAGGCAAAUGGUCUAGGUGAUUACUCGGAUGAUGCCGAGGACAUGGUGGUUGGUGACGCUGGAGGACGAGUUGAAGAGAACGGCAACAGGCCGUUCCAAGCAACCGAGCCUGCUUAUGUCGGGAAGGUUGAGGAAACUGGCCCAGGAAGAGGAGGGAAUAUGUUUUUGAAUUCCCGAGCGUCAAGUUUCCACAAUGGAAACAACGAGGAGUUGGAGUCUACAGUGAUGCUGGGUCCAGUCUUGGUGGGUACUGCGGGAGUGAAGCCAUCAGACACCCAGAAGAAGCCGAUGAUCAGGCUAAGUCUGACUUCGGCUACAAGAAACGGCACUGGAGCCUUGGAUGUGUUCUGAGAAUGCUCCGCUCCAGUGGAGUCCUUUGUAAAUUUGAGACACAACACUUCACUUUGGCAUGAUCAAAUAUCGCAUCUUCGGAAGUUGCUAAAGGUGCGUGCUGCCUUGUAAUCUACUGUGGGUGUUUCGUCCUUGCAAAGAGGUCAGGGGGCUGUUAUCCGCUCUUUUACUUCUGGAUAAAUGAGGGCUCUUUACCUCUUUAGCCUUGGGAGUACUGUGGAUGCUCUCACUUCUUUGCCCAGAAAAUCAUUCUUUUCAGUGACACAAAAGAUCUCCACGAUAUCUCACGCCGAAUUCGGAGACGAAAGCUGCGGAGGACGACAAAUGUACAAAAUGUACAGGCCAUUCCUCCUGCGAAGGAAUUCAAGUUCUUUCGCCGCAGGUCUGGUUGUCCGUGUCUGGUGCAUGUCUUCAUUGGUUUAAUGCUUGAGCUCGUAUGCCUGCAAUUGGGUGUCAGGGGUGUUUUGCUUUGCCGGUGUCACGUUUGUGCUUGCUUCCUCUUUGUGUGUGGCUGCUGCUUGAGUGCAUUUGCCGCAUGGAUCGAGGGACGCGUAGGGAUGUCUGUGCCGUAGGCUUCACGCACAGAUGCUGUGCUGUGCUACGCUGCGGCGUCUUCAAGGCAACUUGGUGGAAUCUCAUUAGACAGGAUUUAUAGCUGUAACAAAAUUGAUUGUGUAGGAGGACCCUCUUAAAACCCAGCUGAAAAGAUUUGUAACAAAAAAAUUCUUAGGAACUUAGAACCGGUAGGUUAGGGUGGGUAGGUGGUUCGGUGGUCGGUCAACAGGUGACAAACGGUUGUAGGUUUAGGCGAAAUUGUCAGGCCAGUUGUAGAGAUGACCCAUGUCCUGUGCUGUCGACAAAGUAAAAUUUCUACAUUGUAAUAAAGCUACUAAUGAUC